AUGCUGGGAGGGAGCUGCGGGGACCCCCCCCGGAAAAGCCGCGAGGUGACCUAGGACUCAGGACCCAGGAGCAUGACGCUUGAGGGGCAGGAGGCAGCUGGCCCACCACGAGCAACCCCGCUGCCCACAGCCAAUGGCAGUGGGCCAAGCCAGGAACUGGAAGGCCAUUGGCCAGAAGUCCCGGCGCCGUCCCCUUGUGUGGCUGGCGUCAUCCCUGUCAUCUACUACAGCACCCUGCUGGGCCUGGGGCUGCCUGUCAACCUCCUGACCACAGUGGCCUUGGCCCGGCUGGCCACCAGGACCAGGAAGCCCUCCUACUAUUACCUUCUGGCACUCACGGCCUCAGAUAUCGUCACCCAGGUGGUCAUCGUGUUCGUGGGUUUCCUCCUGCAGGGGGCAGUGCUGGCCCGGCAGGUGCCCCGGGCUGUGGUGCGCUCUGCUAACAUCCUGGAGUUUGCCGCCAAUCAUGCCUCAGUCUGGAUUGCUGUCCUGCUCACCGUGGACCGCUACAGCGCCCUGUGCCACCCCCUGCAGCACCGGGCCACCUCGUCCCCAGGCCGGACGCGCCGGUCCAUCGCCACUGUCCUCAGUGUCUCUGUGCUGACCGGCAUCCCCUUCUACUGGUGGCUGGACGUGUGGAGGGACGUGGACCCCCCCAGCAUGCUGGAUGAGGUCCUCAAGUGGGCUCACUGCCUCACGGUCUAUUUUAUCCCUUGUGGCGUCUUUCUGAUCACCAACUCGGCCAUCAUCUGCCGGCUGCGGAGGCGGAGCCCGAGUGGGCAGCGGCCCCGGGUGGGCAAGAGCACAGCCAUCCUCCUGGGCAUCACCACACUCUUCGCCCUCCUUUGGGCUCCCCGGAUCUUCGUCAUGCUCUACCACCUGUAUGUGGCCCCUGUCCACCGGGACUGGAGGGUCCACCUGGCCUUGGACGUGGCCAACAUGGCGGCCAUGCUCAAUACCGCGGUCAACUUUGGCCUCUACUGCUUUGUCAGCAAGACUUUCCGGGCCACCGUCCGAGAGGUGUUCCAUGACGCCCACCUGCCCUGCACGCUGGGGUCACGGCCGGAGGGCCUGAUGGUGGGCCUUGCCUUAAAGCCCCCAGGACUUCCCAAAGGAGCAGGACCAUAGAGGCAGGGCCCAGCAGGGCAAGAGCUACUGCUGCCCUUGUGGUGUCCUCGAAAAACUUUAUCAACACCCUACUUUGCCACCUGAGGGCGGGGCAGGGAAGGCUCCUUCCUGUGGGGGCGGCUCCCCAUGUGCAGGGGUGUCCAAUUUAUCCAACUCUCAAAUUAGCUGCACCAACAAUUUCCACUUACUGGCACAAGGAGAAGCCUCUUCUAGGCAUAGGCUAACAGUGUCAGCUGCUCUGGACAUUCCUUCAUGAGGGACAUUUCACCUGGCAUGUUAUGAAGGCCAGAUCAACGGGGGCCGGAUGAAUGAAUGAAAGGCAAGAUGGAUGGGUGGAUG
Molecule: messenger RNA, 1467 nt
Organism: Enhydra lutris kenyoni (northern sea otter)
Lineage: Eukaryota; Metazoa; Chordata; Mammalia; Carnivora; Mustelidae
Gene: GPR142
Product: G protein-coupled receptor 142
Exons: 3
Biological process (GO): G protein-coupled receptor signaling pathway
Cellular component (GO): membrane
Molecular function (GO): G protein-coupled receptor activity
Source: RefSeq, a predicted model, not a curated record